Molecule: messenger RNA, 2117 nt
Organism: Pseudo-nitzschia multistriata
Lineage: Eukaryota; Bacillariophyta; Bacillariophyceae; Bacillariales; Bacillariaceae
Source: the annotation of a GenBank genome assembly
CGACACUGCCGUACGGCACGCAGAUACCUGCCACCACCGAAGGACCGAAUCUCGUGCGGACAGAGACAGACUGGCCACCAGGGAUCCGAAGAUACGAGCAAGAUGGACCACGCAAAGCUUCGCUGCCUUCGGCUCUGCUGCGUGCUCACCGCCCUGGCUUCCUACCGGGAAGCCGCCGAGGGAUUUUCGGCGAGACCGUCGACCGGAAACCCCCGGGCAGCGGCAUCGCCGCCCCAUUCCUCGCCGUCUUGCCUUUUCUCGGAGAAYGGGGACGCCACCGGAGACGAGAAGGCUUCCGGUGGCAGCAAGUGGGACGAUUUCGACGUGGACGCCGUGUUCCAGCGGGCGUCCAAGAUCUCGCAGCCCACCAAGGCCGACCUGUACGGCGACGACGAGCUCGCGGGCCUCCURAGCAUGCACCGGCAGCUCCAAUCCGCAAUGGCCCCGCCGACCCCGGACCCACCGAGCGAUCCCGAGCCCGAUCUCGAGCAAACCGAGGAACCCGCGGAUCCGCUGGCGGGCGGCCUGCACGAGCUCGUCCUCCAAACCGUGGGAGACACGGGCGGGGGUCCGAGCGACGACGCGGAGGCUUCGSCGCCGCCCUCCAGCGGGGGCCUGCAGGACCUGAUCCGAAACACCGUGGCCCAGAUCGAGGAGGAAACGGCCGGGGCCGAACCCRUCGCGGAACCAGCGAGCCCGCUGGCCGACGGCCUGCACGRCCUGAUCCUCGAAACCGUAGGAGAAUUGGACGCCGGUCCGAGCGACCCCGGGGCCUCGCCACCCACGGAAAGCCUGCAGGACCUGGUCCGCGAGACCGUGGCGSAAAUCGAGGAGGAGGCGRACAAACCGCCGCCACCGGAGUGGAUCMCCGAGGGCGUGCGAGACAAGCUGUCGGAACUGACCAUUGUCGCCGUCGCCAGCGACGUCGACGGGACCAUCAUCGGGGCCGACCAAACGAUCCACCCGAGGACCGUUCGGUCCAUWAACGCGGCGCUGGAGAGCCCCGGGCUCGACUGGGUCUUUCCGGCUACGGGAAAAACCCGGUGGGGCGCCGCSAACAGCAUGGGGCCCGAGCUCGCGAGCUUUACCAGAGGCCCCGGGGUCUACAACCAGGUACGUACGUACGCACGCAUUCACGCAUACACGGAACGCCGAACACGGCCUUCGUCCCCUUGCGUGUCGCGCAACACCACCUGACGCAUCCUUGUUUUCUUCUUAGGGCCUCUACUGCUUGGGAAGGGACGGCGAGGUCGUCUUUGAGAAGAAACUCACCACACCCGCGCUCGAGGCCGCGGAACGACUCGUGGCCGACGCGGGGGCAGCGGUGGUCGCCUACGACGGGGACGAUCUGUAUACGACCGACGGGACCAAAACCGAGGUCGUCGAGCUGCACGAGAAAUGGGGAGAGCCCGCCAGCAGGGAGAUCCCGAGCCUCGUCGGUCAUUCUCCCGGCGUCCACAAGAUCUUGGUGAUGGACAACGACGCCGAGAAACUGGCCAGCGAGGUYCGCCCCGAGCUGGAAAAGGUGGCGAGGGAAACCGGAUCCGUGGUCACCCAGGCGAUUCCGACGAUGCUCGAGCUGCUCCCGGCUGGCUGCUCAAAGGCCGUGGGCGUCCAAAAGCUCUGCGAGCACCUGGGAAUCGAUCCCGGAACCCAGCUCUUGACGAUGGUACGUACCGCAGUCGUGUUUGGUUUUGUUUUCCUUCUUUCCAUGUCGUUCUCUAAAGUAUGUAUCGCUGUGCUGCAGGGGGACGCCGAAAACGAUGUGGGAAUGCUCGAGAUUUCUGCCAUUGGCGUUGCCGUCGGAAAUGCCGGMAGGGAUGCAAAGGAUGCCGCAGAUAUCAUAUUACCGAUAACAAGUACYGACGGCGGAGUAGGAAUGGCUCUAAACGAUAUUCUUGGAGUGUAAAUUACGAGUACUCAGUGCAAGUUCCAUCCUCAAAAUUGUAACAGAUGCCAUCGUGAUAGCAGUUGCCUCGCUUGAUUUCAUCUCCGACUGCAUCCAAACGGGAAGCAAGAAAACAYUUUUGCCCAAAGUUUAGCCAACAAUCAAACAAAAUAAGCAGAGCUGUGUAGUAUCUGAGAUCUUUUCGGAAAGAUAAAUUACAAGCUAAUUC